GCGAGGUCCCCGACCCGGAAGCUGCCCGAAGCAUCGUUUAGCAGACGCUUGAAGGAUGGCCUCAGAUCUAGAACAGUUAUGCUCUUACGUUAAUGAGAAGAUUGACAAUAUUAAGAAAAUUCUCACGAUAAGAAAUCUUGGCCAAGCACCUUCCUUGAAGACCACCUUAAGUAAAAUAGAAGAUGAGAUCAUUACAGUAAAUGAAUUUCUAAAUAAUCUUGAGUUGGAAAUUCAGUAUCAAGAACAAACCAACAAGUCACUUAAGGAGCUCUGUGUAUCUCUUGAAGAGGAUUUGAAAGAUGUAGAGCAUCUCAAAGAACACAUUCCGUCCCAUUUGCCACAAGUGACAGUCACCCAGAGCUUGAUUGACAAAUCCGAUCUGGAUCCUAAAGAGCCAGUCAAAUCUAAGGAACCUGUCCUGGCAAAGAAGCCUCCCAGAGAACAGAGAAUUAUAAAGGAAAUGCAGUUUAUAACCACUGAUGAAUUCAAUGGUGUUCCUUCGUACAUGAAAUCCCGUUUAACAUAUUGUCAAAUUAAUGAUGUUAUUAAGGAAAUUAAUAAGGCAGUGGUUAGUAAAUACAAGAUUAUAUAUCAACCAAAAGCAUCUUUGAGUUCUGUGAAGAGAAAUCACUACCAAAGGUUUAUUAAUGAAGAAACAAAGGACACGAAAGGUCAUUAUUUCAUUGUGGAAGCUGACUUAAAGGACUUUACGAACUUGAAAAUUGACAAGAGGUUAUAUGUGAUCUUGAACAUCUUGCGGCAUUGCCAAAGGCUGUCAGAGGUUCGAGGGGGAGGACUUACCCGAUAUGUCCUAAUCUGAGACUUUUGCAGGCUUGGGACUGUCUGGCAAUAGGGUAUAGAGCAUAG
Molecule: messenger RNA, 867 nt
Organism: Phodopus roborovskii (desert hamster)
Lineage: Eukaryota; Metazoa; Chordata; Mammalia; Rodentia; Cricetidae
Gene: Ska1
Product: spindle and kinetochore associated complex subunit 1
Exons: 7
Coding region: 56-820 (254 amino acids)
Biological process (GO): mitotic cell cycle; cell division; regulation of microtubule polymerization or depolymerization
Cellular component (GO): outer kinetochore; mitotic spindle; spindle microtubule
Molecular function (GO): microtubule binding
Source: RefSeq, a predicted model, not a curated record